Eremomyces bilateralis CBS 781.70 is the source of this 1214-nucleotide messenger RNA. RefSeq lists its product as uncharacterized. The coding region runs from base 147 to 989 and encodes 280 amino acids. Lineage: Eukaryota; Fungi; Ascomycota; Dothideomycetes; Eremomycetales; Eremomycetaceae. The record is from RefSeq and is a predicted model, not a curated record. The transcript has a single exon.
GGGAAAAUAUAAUAACUUUGCUUAUCGCCAGGCCAUAAGGCCACUUAUCGCCCCCUCCUCAGAUAUCUAUCCCAAGCCGUGCAGUUUGACUCGAUACAUUACAUUUCCCCUCGGUCGUGAUCCCUGGAAUUCAACCCAAAUCAAACAUGAAGUCUUUAUUCUUUUCUGCGGCACUACUAGUGACCGUCGCACUAGCUCAAGACAUGGUCACUUUCCCUACCGAUAUCGAAGUUGACAUAGUGCUUCCGCGACCGAACACAACAUACCUCUAUCAGUCGCCGUUCCCGCUUAUAUUCGCGAUUCAAAAUGCAAAAGUGGCUUGGGACUUUGGGUUCACAUUUAGCUGGGAGCUACACAACGACAUUGGCCUGAAGGACUUCGGCAGGGCGGGGGCGGGGGGGCCUUCUCUAGCAAACCCCAGCCCGCCGCCAUCGGACCCGUUUAUCAUCGUUAACUCCACUAGGAUCGACGGAAACUGGCGAGACCCUGUUACCACUUGGACGCUGGCCUGGGAGCUGAAACUGGCCACCAACUGCACGGAUGAAGGCAAUCGAUUCAGAAUUAGCGCAGGCUAUGUCUUUGGUGAGGGCCGCUCUAACUUUACUACUACGGGCUCUGGCAUUCCUCCAGCUAUCCAAGGGGGUGGCGAGUGUCCGAUCGCGGCUGGUGUCUUUGGAAUCGAGGCCAACUUGACAGGCUGCCCGCAUUUUGGCGACGCGGUGGGUGGCCCCGCCAACCCGUGUGCCGUUGCACUGGACGAUGUUCGUAUAAGUAGCAUAUCAGCGCAGCUACCUACGCCUACAAAAGUUGGAAUCUCUACAACAGGUGAAACGACUUCAGCGACGCAAUCCGUAGUCACGACGGGGACACCGGACGGCCCUCCUGCGACAGGAAGCGCGGCGAUAACUGGGGCAUAUCUUUGGAGGGAUUCUUUCUUUCUACCAAUCGUGCUUUUUGGAGUGAUUGGAACCGCCAUGCUUAUGCUGUAGAGCUAUUAACUAAUAUAGUUGACACAGCGAUUCUCGACAAUGGACUGUCGUCUGUAUUACAGCGCUGGAGCAAGAGAUGGCAACCGGCAGAUACAUGGAGGAGAUGGUGCCUUUCGUCUCUUGUUCUCUCCCUCUUUUUACAAGCUCUACAGACCUUGGAUCAUCAUUUUGUAGAAGUAUGAAUAUGUGAUUGAUUGAUCUAUCUAGGAGUAUGGGAGGUCUGGA